Messenger RNA from Necator americanus (New World hookworm), 330 nucleotides. RefSeq lists its product as uncharacterized. Lineage: Eukaryota; Metazoa; Nematoda; Chromadorea; Rhabditida; Ancylostomatidae. The transcript has a single exon. Bases 1 to 330 code for a protein of 109 amino acids. The record is from RefSeq and is a predicted model, not a curated record.
AUGCUCAAGGAACUGAACGAAGCAGGGAAGAAAAUAGGACUACGGAUAAACAGAAAGAAGACACAGUUCAUGAAGAGCGCCCACUGCGAGGACGGAGGAGUACAACUUGAAGGCUCCCAAAUUGUGGAAACUCCGUCAUACGUAUACCUCGGACGUUCUAUGAACAUGGAAAACGACUUGAGGAAAGAACUGAAUAGAAGAAUGAGAGCAGCGUGGGCAGCAUUCGCAGCCGUCAGGGAAGCUAAGGACCAACUGACGGACCAUGAUCUUCGUGCCCAUCUGUUCGACUCGACAGUCCUUCCAGCGCUCUGUUACGCAGCGGAGACGUGA